ACAAGUCGGAUAAUAUUUGAUUCCGGUCGUACAUGCAAUCAUGACUUCCACAUGGAACGAAAUUACAGUUGCUAUCAAAGAAAAUAGACAUGAACUGAAAUUGCAAGGGCCUACCAUAUCAAGUUAUCUUGAGGCAAAUGGUGUAGACUCUAGGCUGUACCAAUUAACAAACCUAAACUACCUUGAUUUUUCAAAUACACGCCUAACUGAACUCUCUGAUGACAUAGGAUCCCUUGUCAAUUUGACCAAUUUAGUUUUAGACCACAACAAGCUAACUAGACUUCCUGAAACCAUUUCAAAAUUGAAGAAAUUGAAAUGUUUCGAUGUUUCAAAUAACCAGUUGGAAUCAAUUCCGGAGAGUAUCUCUGGGUUAACUGAGCUUCAUACCUUGAAUUGCAGCUUGAAUAGAAUUGGCACAUUUCCAUCGAUUGAAAAGAUGACAUCGGUCCAUGUGCUUAUCAUUUCAAACAAUAAUUUAACAUCACUACCUGAGGGAAUAUAUAGUGAAGAGUUGUCUCAUCUUAGUCAAAUACAGGCCAGCGACAACCAGAUUGAAGAAAUUCAGUCCGAAAUUUCAGACUUGCCUCACCUGAACUUGUUGGACUUGUCUAACAAUAAGCUAUCCACCGUACCUGCUGAACUAAGUGCCUGUCCAAAGUUGAAAGAAUUGAAUUUGAAAGGAAAUAAAUUUAAAGAUAGGCGAUUUGGCAAAUUGGUUGAACAGUGUCCGACAAAAUCUGUUUUAGAUUAUCUAGCAAAUGUUUUGAAGAAAGAGCAGGAAGCAUCUGGCAAAAAAGAUAAAAAACAAAAAGACAAAAAGAAGAGAGGGAAGAAAGCUAAUAAAGAUGUAGAAGAGGUUGUUAAAGAUAUGAUAAAUAUCUUGCAUUUCCAAGAAGAUGAAGGUUACACUGUACAAGUGACGCCAGCAGUCCUGUCAGUCCGUCAAUAUGUAUUAUGUUGUAUAGUAAGGCAGCUGUACCUCAAGAAGUCUAAUAUGAUCUACAAACAUUUCAUAACACUUCAGACAAAACUGCAUGAUGAGAUAUGUCAGAAGAGACAAGCAGCUACCAUUGCUACACACGAUUUGAAGUCCAUCAAGAAACCAGUAGUUUAUGAUGCCAAAUUUCCACAAGCUCUAAUGAUCACUCCUUUAUUUAAACAAAAAGAAGUGUCUGGUGAAAAGCUAGUGACAGAUCUAAACAGAGAAGCAGAAGAGCAGAGGAAAGAAAAAAAGAGAAACACAGUGUCAGGCAUACAUAAGUAUUUAGAUCUACUGAAGGAUAAAGUACAGUAUCCAUGUCUGGUUGAUGGUGAAGGUCAUGUGAUAUCAUUUCCACCAAUCACAAAUAGUGACAAAACAAAGAUAACCAAAGAUACGACAGAUUUGUUUAUAGAGGUGACCAGCCAUUUAAACCUUGACACGUGUAAGAAGGUCAUGGAUGAAUUGUUGUAUCGGAUGUUAGAAAUGGGUCUUGGUACACCAAAACCAGAAGAGGAGGGUGCUGAAGGUGGUACUGGUGAUACUGAAACUCAAAAUGAGGCUUCAAAAAGAGUUCAGAAGACAUUGAUAGUGGAACAAGUGCAAAUUUUAGAUACUGAAGGGAAUAUGAAAGCUGUUUACCCAUCGAGGGCUGAUUUACCAAAUGAAGCUAUCAAAAUAAUAAGAAACUAUGACUAACUAAAAAGAAUGGUGAUUUUUUUUAUCAUGUUUAUUAUGAGUAUAUAUUUAGUACAAAUUGAUUUUUUUCAAUAACAUAAAAUUAGAAAUUUCAGAUAAAAAGAUCUUUAGCUCAUGAUUAUUAAAAUAUCUUAUAAAUGGAGUGAAAACAAUGUAAAUUCUGUAUGAUGAAGUAAGGACAAAAAGGCUCAAAUUAAGUUCAAAAUUUAAUGAAACCAUACAUGAUCUUUAAUUUUCCCUAACAUGACUUAGGAAAUAGGUGUUCAUGAAUUUAAAAUAAAAUUUCCCAUUCGUUCAGUUUCCAUAGCAACAAAACAUGAUGACAUUAGUAUUUUUGUAAAAUGUCUUUAUUUUCCUUAUUUUGUAUCAAACUUUUGAGUUUAUUUUGGAUUGAAAAAUAAUGAGCGCAUCAAAAUUAUAUUUGGUGGAAUGAUGCACGGUAAAUAGCUAUAAUAAGAAAGCUCUUACAAAUAAAAAAAAUCUUAUUAUAAGAUGCAGCCAAUGUUUCCACCACAGAAAUUUGGAUAGUAAACUGUAUAAAAUUGACACUUUCUUCAUUUUUGUGAAAUAUGUGUAUAUAACAGUAUAAUGAGAUAAUUAUGGCAUCAAACUUAGUAUAAAAUCUUUUCUGAUUUAUUUAAAUUGAAGAUUUUAUCGUUUCCCUAUAUUAUGAGCAAAUUUGAAGUAAUUUUCAAAAAUCAUUUUCAAAUAUGGGCCUACAUUCCCUUUCUUCUACAGAAGUUUUGAAAUGUGUUUAUUAUUGUAAAAAAAUUGACAGCAUUAGUAUUGCAUUAAACAGAAUUUCUAUAUUAAAUUUGUUCCCAGUCUUUAUAUGCAACAUUUCCUUAAAUUGUGUUAAUUAAUUUUCUUUUUGUUAUUCCAUCACAGUAAUAAAUGUGCACAGUAAUUUUGGAAGUUAAAGUAAUUACAAGAUAAAAAUAAACUGUUCUAUAUAUCUUUGUUUUGGAUUCUUUAGCUUUAGGUAUUUUUCUUACUAUGCAUUAUAGCUUGUAACAUGAAUUUAUAUCAUAUUAGUCUCAGAUACAACAAUAUCGGUAGAAGGGGGAGGCAUUUUUCUUACCAUUAUAGCUUAAAACAUUAAUUUAAAUCAUUUUUAUCUCAGAUACAAGAUAUUUAAUUAUUUGGUAUACUGUUUUACAGAACAUCUAUAUGUUUAAGUUUCAAACAGAAUUUGGGAUAAAAUUGAGAAUGGAAAUGGGGAAUGUGUCAAAGAGACAACAACCCGACCAAACAGCAGAAAACAGCCAUUCCAUCCUCCUCCCCCAAUCAUCCUUAAAACACAUUCAGUUUUACAUGAAGAAGUAAUUCUGAUAGAGCAUGGAUAUUUUUCAUGCUGUUGCAUUUCUUUCAAUGCAUUCAAUUAGCCAGCCUCCAUGCUUUAAUAUACUGUGAACCAACUUAUUUUCGUUGGCGAUUUAUUUUUCUUGACUUUUGCGAGCAGAAAAACAACGUGAAUAUAAAUCGUCACGAAUAUGUAAAACUUUGAUCUUUCCAUUUUUAACUUAAUCAAGUAAAUUUGAAAACCGUGAAAUUAAAAAGCAGCGAAGUGGGCUAGAAAGGGCUAAUCAUGAAAUAAAGUAUCUGCAAAAAUAAGAUGGUUUACAGUAUUCCAUUUAAUGAGUUUGGGAAGUGUAAGUAAAUAAAGAGAUAUCAACUCCCAUAUACAACCAAUUGAUAUGACAUGUCUCCUGUACUUUUAGUCUUUUGAAUUUUGCAGUUGAGGCAUUCUCUGUGUAAAAAGUUAAUUGUACAGAUGAAGAAUUGAAAACUAGUCAGAAUAUAGUAUUUCAUCUGUUUAACAAGGAGGUGUUCUGUAAAAAAAAAUAAUUCCAUAAAAUGCCUCAUGCUCAGAUCCUAUAGAGUCAGUUGUUCUCUCCGUGUUCUUCAGCUUCCUUCACCAAAAAAUAAAAACUGGCCACUAUGAUAUCACUGAGUGUGCUGACAGUGGCAUUAAGGUGGUACCUAACACUACAGGGAGAUAACUGUAAAAAUCAGCUGAACGUUUUAAUCACGUUCUAUUGAUAAGGAAAUAUUAAGCUUCUCAAUGAUCAAAAUUAGUGUUUGUCAAACUGCUAUAUAUUCAAUGAUAUAUUCAAUUUUUCCGAUAAAGUGUGUGGUUGAAGUUUUUUUUAAAUUUUUAUAUUUUCGUCAAAGGGUCAAAGAAAAUAUUUUGUCAAAAUUUUAUGAAAAUUAAACGAGCCAAAUUAAUUUUCGGCAAGGUGUUUGGUACCACCUUAAACACCAAAAAUCACUAAGAUCAUAUUUUGGAAGUAUCUGAUGAAUGAGUGCACACAAAGUGCAAUGAAGCUGAACUUUUUAAAACUUCAUAUCUGUUUAUUUUUCUGAGAAUAAAAAAUUGUUGGUAAAAUAUGCUAAGAUAUAGAUUUGUUCCCACCUGUUACCAUUUUACUAUACUUUGGCAAUGUGCAUAUAUGUUGAGUAAUGAACUUACAUUUCUUUGAAUUGUCUAUUCAAAACCACUUGUUAAUUUUCUAUUUGUAUGUACAUGUAUGUAGUUUACAUGAGAUAAAAGCUACUCCUAAAUUGAUAACAUAAGCACCAAUUAUUGCAGUAACACAUUUAUAAUAUAAAGUACAUUAAAAUGGUUACAUUAAAUAUCUAGUACAUUAAAAUGGUUACAUUAUCUAGUACAUUAAAAUGGUUACAUUACAUGUAUUUAGUACAUUCAAAUGGUUACAUGUAUCUAGUACAUUCAAAUGGUUACAUGUAUCUAGUACAUUCAAAUGGUUACAUGUAUCUAGUACAUUCAAAUGGUUACAUGUAUCUAGUACAUUCAAAUGGUUACAUUAUGUAGUACAUUAAAACAGUUACAGAAUCUAGUACAUUAAAAUGAUUACAUUAUCUAGUACAUUAAUACAGUUACAGAAUCUAGUACAUUAAAAUGAUUACAUUAUCUAGUACAUUUAUACAGUUACAGAAUCUAGUACAUUAAAAUGAUUACAUUAUCUAGUACAUUAAAAUGAUUUCAUUAUCUAGUACAUUAAUACAGUUACAGAAUCUAGUACAUUAAAAUGGUUACAUUAUCUAGUACAUUUAUACAGUUACAGAAUCUAGUACAUUAAAAUGAUUACAUUAUCUAGUACAUUAAAAUGAUUACAUUAUCUAGUACAUUAAUAAAGUUACAGAAUCCAGUACACUAAUACAUUUAUGGUGUGCAGUACAUUUUACAUUAAUUUUUGUACAGCAUGUUUAUUCAAACAUUUACAGUAUCUAGAAAAUAGUUUUGUUAUAGAUAUACUUACACUAUUCUCCUUGUUGUACUAAAAUGUUUUUAAAAUUAGUGCUACUUCAAUAAAAUAUUUAUAUUGUU
Molecule: messenger RNA, 5030 nt
Organism: Mytilus californianus (California mussel)
Lineage: Eukaryota; Metazoa; Mollusca; Bivalvia; Mytilida; Mytilidae
Product: leucine-rich repeat-containing protein 47-like
Exons: 5
Coding region: 41-1678 (545 amino acids)
Biological process (GO): phenylalanyl-tRNA aminoacylation
Molecular function (GO): phenylalanine-tRNA ligase activity; RNA binding; protein binding
Source: RefSeq, a predicted model, not a curated record